AUGGGGAGUCCAGGCUGUGACCGCAUGAGAAGCACAGUGCACCUACCCUUGAUGAGUUUCAGUGACUACUCCCACAGUGGGUCUGCCCUGAGGGCCUGGGAGGAGGAGGACACCAAGCCGCCCCGGGGACUGAUAAGUGUGCCUAAACACACAGCUCCUGAACGCAGCCUGCAAGGGGUCUUCCUGCCCUGCUUCGACAUGCUCCUCACUGAAAACAGCUCGUGGCUGUUGAAGAAGUCUGAAGCAGCGCCCUCUGUGCUCCCCUGUAAGGCCCUGGAGCAGUGCCCUGUCAUCAACAGCCAGGGCCUGGGGCUCCCCUCUGGGCUAGAGGGACAGGUUGAGGAACGCUGUCUGGAGCAGGUUCAGAGCAUGGUGUUGGGAGAGGUACUGAAGGACAUAGAGACUGCCUGCAUACUGCUCAACAUUACUCCAGACCCCAUCGAGUGGAACUGUGGGAACGUCCAGAAGUGGCUGCUGUGGACAGAGCACCUGUACAGACUACCCCAGGUGGGCAAGGUGUUCCAGGAGCUCAGUGGGAAGGACCUGUGCUCCAUGACAGAGGAGGACUUCAGGCAGCGCUCAAUGCAGUGUGGAGACCUGCUGUACGCUCAUCUGGACAUCUGGAGAUCAGCUGCAUGCAUGAAGGAGCCCUGCACACCAGGAGAUAACAGGUUACAUGGUGCUGAGGAGUCGUGGCCAAAGGCAGACUCCUCCUGCUCAGGCCAGCCCAUCCACCUGUGGCAGUUUCUUAGAGAGCUGCUCCUCAAGCCACACAACUACGGACACUGCAUCCGCUGGCUCAACAAGGAGAAAGGAAUCUUCAAAAUAGAAGACUCGGCUUAUGUGUCCAGGUUAUGGGGCAUCAGGAAGAACCGUCCAGCUAUGAACUAUGACAAGCUGAGUCGCUCUAUCCGACAGUACUACAAGAAGGGCAUCAUCCGCAAGCCUGAUGUGUCCCAGAGACUGGUCUACCAGUUUGUCCACCCUGUAUGA
Molecule: messenger RNA, 993 nt
Organism: Salvelinus fontinalis (brook trout)
Lineage: Eukaryota; Metazoa; Chordata; Actinopteri; Salmoniformes; Salmonidae
Product: SAM pointed domain-containing Ets transcription factor-like
Exons: 4
Coding region: 1-993 (330 amino acids)
Biological process (GO): regulation of transcription by RNA polymerase II; cell differentiation
Cellular component (GO): nucleus
Molecular function (GO): DNA-binding transcription factor activity, RNA polymerase II-specific; sequence-specific DNA binding
Source: RefSeq, a predicted model, not a curated record